AUGGACUCAAGCGUAAUUCAAAUCUCAAUCACCCCUUCUCUUCCUGGAAGGCCAAUACCCCCUGCUCAAACCCCUAAAAGCCCGCCCAAUGGAACUCUUGUGCAGCCUUUUCCCAAAAAUAAAAAUAAGAAAAACAAGAAAAGGCCGAUUCCUCUGAACCUUGCUGAGCUGUCAAAUGCAAGGGUAAUUCAAAGCAAUUUAAUUUAUGUCACAAACAUCCCUGCCAAAUUCGCUGACGACGACCUUCUGAAGCGUUAUGAAUAUUUUGGACAGUACGGAAACAUUAAGAAGUUCUCUAUAAACAAGUCUAUUACACAUGGGGAAACUGACGCUCCACCGACAUAUGGAGCUUACGUUACUUAUUCUACAGACGAAGAAGCAGCACUUUGUUUGAAGGCAGUAAAUAACUUCGAGCUAGAAGGAAAUACUCUGGUCGCAACUUAUGGGACUACGAAGUAUUGUGCAUAUUUUCUCAAAGGAAACCCUUGCCCUAAAAAAGAAUGUCUAUAUUUACAUAAACUAGGAAAUCAAGGGGAUACGCUGGCAAGAGAUAUUAUGCCGAAUGUAAAGCAUAUUCAACCUAAAGAUGCAGCUAUCGAUAGGAUGAGAGUCAUCAUUUUGCCCCCAGACCACAAUACAAAAUUCCCUAUUGCAAGAGUGGUCAGGGAGAGAGCUACAAGUGCUGGAUCUACGUCACCAAGAAGACUAAGACACUCAGACCGGCCAAGGAAUCGAAAUUUCCAUUUGGUUGAAAGUGAAGACCAAGAGCCCGAAAUACCUGAAAUUGUAAAUAAAUUGAGAAAAAUGGCUUCACCUUGCCAAGAUGUUGUAGAGGUGCCAUCAGAUGCUAUUGAAGAAAUCAUGAGUCCUGCAAGUCCUGACAGAUGGGCUGCAGAUAUUUUAGAUAUUUCUCCUAAACUUCCUCUGACUCCUCAUCCGUUAAGACUUGUAAUCGAAGAAGAUACGUUUUUGGUCGCAUCAAAGCCGUAUAAAAAUAAAAUCAUUUAA
This is a messenger RNA of Blepharisma stoltei, 1008 nucleotides long. Lineage: Eukaryota; Ciliophora; Heterotrichea; Heterotrichida; Blepharismidae. The record is from the annotation of a GenBank genome assembly.